Molecule: messenger RNA, 4494 nt
Organism: Brassica rapa (field mustard)
Lineage: Eukaryota; Viridiplantae; Streptophyta; Magnoliopsida; Brassicales; Brassicaceae
Product: protein NRT1/ PTR FAMILY 4.4
Biological process (GO): transmembrane transport
Cellular component (GO): membrane
Molecular function (GO): transmembrane transporter activity
Source: RefSeq, a predicted model, not a curated record
AUGGAUGUUCAUGAUUUAUCCGAAGAAGCUAAAAGAGGACUACACAUGUACGAGGAAUCAUCAGACGCUCUUGGCGUUGAUUUUCGAGGUCGACCAUGCAGGCAAGACAAGCAUGGUGGUACAAGAGCUGCUCUAUUUGUUCUAGGCCUACAGGCCUUUGAGAUGAUGGCGAUUGCGGCUGUUGGGAACAACUUGAUCACAUACGUUUUCAAUGAGAUGCAUUUCCCUUUGUCCAAAGCCGCAAACCUGGUGACUAACUUCAUAGGAACGGUGUUUCUCCUCUCGCUACUUGGUGGCUUCCUCUCUGAUUCAUACCUUGGAAGCUUUCGCACCAUGCUCGUCUUCGGCGUCAUAGAAAUAUCUGGGUUCAUAUUAUUGUCAGUCCAAGCUCAUCUUCCUCAGCUAAGACCACCAGAAUGCAACAUGAAGAACACCACAACACAUUGCUUAGAGGCAAAUGGUUACAAGGCAGCUACACUCUACGCAGCACUUUGUUUGGUGGCCUUAGGGAGCGGCUGUCUCAAACCAAACAUCAUCUCUCACGGUGCGGACCAGUUUCAAAGAAAGGAUUUAAGGAAGCUAUCGAGUUUCUUUAAUGCGGCUUACUUCGCUUUCUCAAUGGGCCAACUUAUUGCACUCACACUCUUAGUUUGGGUGCAAACGCAUUCCGGCAUGGACAUCGGUUUUGGUGUCUCGGCGGCUGUUAUGGCUGCAGGGAUGAUCAGCCUUGCUGCUGGGACUAACUUUUAUAGGAAUAAACCGCCUCGUGGUAGCAUCUUCACACCAAUUGCUCAGGUCUUUGUAGCCGCGAUCACUAAGCGAAAACAGAUUUGCCCUUCAAACCCUAACACGCUUCAUCAACCUUCAACAGAUCUCGUUGGUGUCAAACCUCUCCUCCAUACUAAUAAGUUCAGGUUUCUUGAUAAGGCUUCCAUCAAGACGCAAGGCAAAGCAAUGGAGAGUCCAUGGAGACUCUGCACAGUCGAACAAGUCCAUCAAGUCAAGAUUCUUUUAUCAGUUAUACCCAUUUUCGCGUGCACCAUCAUCUUCAACACCAUCUUAGCUCAGCUCCAAACUUUCUCUGUACAGCAAGGUAGCUCCAUGGACACACACAUCACAACAACAUUCCAAAUCCCACCAGCUUCACUUCAAGCCAUCCCUUACAUCAUUCUCAUCUUUGUCGUUCCUCUCUACGAAACUUUCUUCGUUCCACUCGCUAGAAAACUCUCGGGAAACGAUUCCGGAAUCUCUCCCCUUCAGAGAAUUGGCACUGGACUGUUCUUAGCGACUUUCUCGAUGGUUGCAGCCGCUUUAGUGGAAAAGAAGAGACGUGAAUCGUUCUUGGAACAAAACGUAACGCUCUCGAUCUUCUGGAUCGCACCACAGUUUCUUAUAUUCGGUUUAUCAGAGAUGUUUACAGCCGUUGGUUUGGUGGAGUUUUUUUACAAACAGUCUUCACAGAGUAUGCAGUCUUUUCUCACAGCAAUGACUUACUGUUCUUACUCUUUCGGGUUCUACCUUAGCUCUGUUCUUGUCUCGGCCGUGAAUAAAGUUACUUCUAGUCAUGGAUCCGGGACAAGAGAAGGUUGGCUAGGCGAUAAUGACUUAAACAAAGAUAGAUUAGAUCUCUUUUACUGGCUCUUAGCUUCAUUGAGUUUCGUCAACUUCUUUAACUAUCUCUUCUGGUCAAGAUGGUAUUCGUUUGGUCCAUCCGCGACACAUCAUAGGGCCGAGGUUAAUAGCUUGGAGGAUCUAGAAGAUGGAGCAAAUAAGGAUUUCAAGAUGGAGAAGCCAAGAAUUUGACUAUGUUAGAUCUUCCUGUUGAAUGUUUCCUUUAGGGUUAUAAUUAAUAGAAGGAAUCUCUUGAAGAGUUAGAUCCUUUCUGCUUAUUAAUCUGGUAGUAAUCAUAUGUUUUGGAAGUGGCGGGGUAGAGUUUGCACUGUUUUUAAUUUUAAUUUUGGGGUUUGUAAUGAUGAUGAGUUAGUUUAAAAGGUUUAUAACAACUUGUCUUAUGAAUUAAUAAUGUAUUCAGCUAGUUGGUUUUUGUGAUGUGACUGUAUUAAGCUAGUUGGUUUUGUGAUGUGACUGAUGAAGUUCAUAAGAUUUGGGGCAAAGAUGGAGAACACAAACAGCUACAACUUAAAACAGCAUUUAUGCAGUAUCCGAUUGCUGCCUUUAACAAGAACCGAGCAAUAUCAGGUUUUGACUUCUGAGGCACAGGAGUGUCAAUUCGGCCCGAACCGGUCCAAACCUUCUAAGCCCGGUCUAAAAAUAUUUUGGACCUAGAAUUCAAAACCGGCCGGCUUUUAUAGGAUUUGCCAUUGUCACUUCUAUCGUUUAAAUACUUGUCAAUUUUCAUUAAAAAACAUUUUCAUUUUUUUGUUUUAAUAUAAAAUGAGUUUAAAUUUUCUUUUUCUUUAUCAAAAUUGUUUUACUUUUUUGUAUGCUUUAAAAACAUAUUAUAAAGAAACCAAAUUUAAUAAUAUUUAAAUUAUUAAAUAUAAAUAUAAAUUAAAUAUAUAAGAGAACAAAAUUUAUGAUAAACAUGGUCAAACGUUUCAUACUGUGUAUUUAAAAAUAAAACAUUUUGUACAUAAAAAAAAGAAGGAACAUUUAAAAAUUUAAAAUAUAACACUUGUAAUGAUCAAACAAUAAAGUGUAUUAACAACUUUUAAUAUUUACUUUAUUAGAAUUCUGAUAAAAAGAUUAAAAUAUUAUGUCAAUAAUACUAAUAAUGAUUUUGAUUGGAAGAACGUUAAUAUUUUUUUUUGACAGCACGUUAAUAUUUAAGUUAAAGUAUAAAAUAUUAGAUUUUUGGUUCGGUUCUAGUCCAAAUGGGCCUGGAUCCGAAAUACACAAAGCCUAAAUAGACUUAGUCCGAAAGAUCCAAUAGUUUUGGGCUUAUAAAACUAAGCCCAAACCCGGUAAUUUUUUGGGUUGGGCGGGAUUGAACCGCAGAUUCGAUGAGGCAUAUGAUGAUUCCUUAGACGUAUAUAAGACAUUUUUGAAGUUGGAGAGAGAUAUGGUCAAUACCCAUAGAUAAUGACAUCAUAAGCUAAAAGAUAUAGUGAGGUGAGCAUCAUUAGCUGUGACCUUCAGGCAGACAGAGAAGGUCCACACAACACACUGCUCCAUUGCUCCAUCAAUAUGAAUGAUCAUAGUGUUUUCACCGCUAACUCAUGAACAGAAUAAUCGGGUUUUUGUGAUUUGAGCAUUAUCAUUGACUAUCGAAAGAAAAAUAAUAUAAAAUCCUUAUGUACAUUAUGCUUCAUUUGACCAAACAUAUCUAAAGUGUUUCUUAAGUUUGAUAGCCUUUCUUGCAGCCUGGUUUAAAAAUGGUCUCAACCUCUACAUAUUGGCAGGACCUAACGAUAAUGUACAUAACGAUAACGACAAAACCUAACGAUACAUUGAGUCCCAAAAUAUUUUAGAAAAUAUUACAUAGAAAAAUGUCUCCAAAAAGUUUUUUUUAGACCCGAAAUUUACCAAAAAACAUUUUUAGCUGAAUUUUUUAAAAAAUCACUUAAAACCCCAUAAAUCUCAGGGCCGGUCCUGCAUAUUAGUCUGCACAAGCUGUAUGGACACAGCUAGUUUUACAUAGUAAAAUUGUGAAUUUUGCAUAAUAAAAUUUAAAACCACAUAACAUGUAGGACUACCCCUAAAUAAAGAUGUUCAUUUUCAUAGAAUACUGUGCUCAGUUACAGGAAAACCAAAAUAUAUCGUACGUAUAUGCAAACCAUUCAAUAAAAUUAAUUAGAAUAUAUUAUAUUCCAACAUAAAUUAUUUAAUUAGGUACAUCCGACCAAUAAUCUCAUUCAUUUUAUUAAACAACAAAAAUGCUUUAAUUCACUAUAAACCGGAACUAAUAAGAUUUAAAGAUUCAUCUGUCCAGAAUAUAAUACCAUUCGUUCUCCAACAAUUAUGUAAUAUAUCGAUGACAAUAUUUUGAGAGAUUUUUCAUCAUAUUCAUUAACCAGUUAUUCUGAAAUGUUAUUCAAAUGGCAUAUGGGAAUGCUUAGUUCGAGGACAUUUUGAUGGGUGUAGUUGUCAUACAAAAAUAUGAAAGAUGAGGUUAUAGUUGCCAGCUGUUGUAAUUUAAGACCAAGUUGUCAGAGUAAGAUGGUCAUACUAUAGACUAGGUAGUAAACUGGCUAUGGCUAUGUACGGAGUGAAAUAGUUUAUUAGAUGAUUUAUUGUAUGUCGUAUUAAGGGAUUUGUUGUAUAGUUUUAUUAAGGGAUGAACAUUCAUAUAUCCGUUCGGAUUCAGUUAAUCUAUUCGGAUUUCGAAUUUUAAGGGUUAGAAAUUUAAAUCGUAUUCAGAUAUUUACAAAUUUUGGUCUGGAUUUGGUUCGAAUCAUUGAAGGUUCGGUUCUGAUCUAGGUUCAGAUACCCAUUUUAAUUAUGUAUUUAAAAAAAAAUCCAAAUAUACUUAAUAUUAAAAUAAAAUAAUAUAAAACAUAAAAAUUUGAAUAAUAUAAGACUAAACAUUUAAAU